AAAUGCUCCCAUAACCAACUCUCCCUCAUUCAUUCUCACUCUUUGUUUGCCUUCUUCCUCAUUUUCUCCUUUCUUCCCAAAACUCAAACCCCAUGGGUUUACAGAACCACCUAACUGACGUCUCAUCCGAUUCUCUCCCACUUCUCCUCCUCGCCACCAUCGCCACCGCCGUCUCUUACCUCCGCUCACUUUUCUUCACCUUCUUAGGCAUCUCUCCCUACCCAUCCGAUGACCCCAUGCUUCUUACCCUAUCCCACCACCUCAACCUCAACAGUCUCCUCUCCUACAAACACGAUCCGGAUCCGGUCGAUUCCGAUUGCGUCGUCUGCCUUAACCGCCUAACCGCCGGUGAGCACGUGCGCAAGCUCCCCUGCCAUCACGUGUUCCACAAGGAGUGCUUUGACGGCUGGCUUCAUCAUCUUAACUUUAACUGUCCGCUUUGUAGGUCGCCGGUGGUUUUUGAUGAGCGCGUGGUUGUCACGCGCCGCCGUCAAUGGUGGUUUAUGAAUGACGUUAUCGGCUGGUUUGAUUUCAGAAGAUGAAUUGCAGAGAAAAAGAAUUAUUUGUUUUGGGUUUGUGGAUUUGAAGUUCCGUUAUGUCUCUUUUUGUUUUUACCGGUUUCCAGUUUUUUUUUUUUUUUACUUUUACCUUGGUGUAGGGUUUUUACUGGAACGGUUGAUGACAAUUUUGACAUUUUGGGGUUAUUUUAGUUACUCUGUUUUUACUUCUCUGCUUUGAAGAGGGGUUUGUGGUCUAGUUUAUUAAUGUUUACUUUGUUACUCAAAUGCAUUAAAUAAAUGGAGUUUUUACCUUUUUUUUAUUU
Messenger RNA from Helianthus annuus (common sunflower), 823 nucleotides. RefSeq names its product E3 ubiquitin-protein ligase RHA2B. The coding region runs from base 93 to 542 and encodes 149 amino acids. Lineage: Eukaryota; Viridiplantae; Streptophyta; Magnoliopsida; Asterales; Asteraceae. Gene Ontology annotation, molecular function: ubiquitin protein ligase activity. The record is from RefSeq and is a predicted model, not a curated record. Gene Ontology annotation, biological process: protein ubiquitination. The transcript has a single exon.